Chlorocebus sabaeus (green monkey) is the source of this 5418-nucleotide messenger RNA. RefSeq names its product insulin like growth factor binding protein acid labile subunit (gene IGFALS). Gene Ontology annotation, molecular function: protein binding. Lineage: Eukaryota; Metazoa; Chordata; Mammalia; Primates; Cercopithecidae. The record is from RefSeq and is a predicted model, not a curated record. Gene Ontology annotation, cellular component: plasma membrane.
UGCAGUGAGCCAAGAUGGCGCCAUUGCACUCCAGCCUGGGCAACAAGAACGAAACUCCAUCUCAAAAACAAACAAAAAACUCAGAAUCCUGGUGAGAGGAUGGAAAGGCCACACAGUGUGACAGAGACCACCGGCCACACCCGACAGGUAUGCAUGCAGAAAGCUUUUGGUCUUCCUUGUGUCUUGCAAAUCAGAAAUCAGCCAGCUAACUAGAAAAUUGGCAAGAUACUGCAACCAGCAGUGGCUGAGGCUGGAUGACCCUGCGACCGUGUGCCAGAGAAGAUGCUCGGUCUCCCCGGUGGCGGCCACCAUCCGCUUGCCAACGGCCUGAGUGUGGACAGGUGUGUGCCCAUAGGGUGCAGAGCCAUAGGACUCGCUGGCAUUGCUGGAAACAGUGAGGGACAGGGACAGAUGCAUUCCAGGAUUUGACCUAGACAUGGCCUCACCUCCCUCCGGUCCUGUCCUACAGAAAGCCAGGCUCUGUGCAGCCUGACGCCAGGAGCCUGGAAGGCCACCGGCCUUGAGCCAGGAUAGGCCACGGGGAGUGGGGCCGUCGGGGGUGGUGGCAGUGAUGGGGGCCUCUGGAACUCAGCAGGGCUGAAUGUGUGUGUGUAGGCCUCGGUGUUACCACAGGAAUCAAUGAGGCCUGGAGCCCCCUUACCAGCUGCCGCAACCCCGGUGAGGCUCCGCCUGCCCACGACGCUCGGCCUCUCCCAAAGGAAGAGAACAGGGACAGAUUCUCCCUUCCCACCUGGAGUGUGCAGGGCUCCCAGGUGUGGUGUGUGGCCUGACACAGGCCAGAGGCCCCCACACGGGGACUUCUCCUGAGAAGAGGCUGCCCAGGUCCACUGGCCCCAGGCCCCUGCUGAGUCCGCGUUUUCUGCUGAGUAAACGGAUCGUGGGUUUUUCUGGGUGUGGACUUUCUCCCCGUGGAUCUAUAAUUUCUCAGAAGAGGAGCCGAGACGCCACCUGGAAAAUGAUCAAUUCUUGAUAAAGGGAAGACGAUGACAGUGGGCCGGCGGCUUCCCACAGCUCUGCACGGGGCCCGCCAGGUGAGGCCGGAGCCGCGGACAGGGUAGGGCCUGGAGAGCUGCCGUCUCCCCCAGCCCCGGCUCUGCCUCCACCUGCGCCCCUCCCGGCCGCUUCCCUGAACGCUUUCCCACUGCCGAGGGACUGGUGGGCAGGCCCCGCUGACAGCCAGAGGAGGGGCCAGCAGGGACCUGGAGAGGAGGGGCUGCAGCGGCUCAGGCCCUGGUGGAGACAGCGACUGACUGGGAAGUGGUCUGAGCAGGUGGAGGGGAACGAGGGGCCGCUGGAGGCAGGUGGAGACGGAGCCCAGGGGUGGCCUCGGACAUGGCUGGGCACACAUUCCUGUGGCCUCUCUGCACACAAGCGGUGACUGUGGGGCGGCCAGGCCCUCACCAGAGCCUUGGGGCACAGCAAGGGGCAGGUGAGGCUUGUCUGGGGCACAAGACCUGGCUCCCAUGGCCAGGCCACCCCCACAUUUUCCCUGAGGAUGGUGCAGGGCAAAAGCAAACAGGCGCCUGCAGCCCUGCCAGGCAUUCCUAGAAGAGGCUGGGGGCGGGGCAGUGGCCAGACACCAGCGCCCGUAAGGUCACGGGAGAGGUGGGGCGAGCUUGGGCCCUGGACAGCACCACGGGCCUGAAGAACAAAUGGCAGCUCCCACCCAGGCUUUAGGGAACCCCGGGGAGGGCGUGUGGACGGCUGGGUGGGGCGCGGGGAAGGGGAGGCAGCCCCUGAACCCCACAUGGCUGGCUGCUCAGGCCAGGGGUGAAGACCCCAGGAGCUGCCCAAGGGGCACCCUGCCCGCAAGGAGCUGGUAAAGUCCUGGGCUCCCCAAAUCUGCCUCGAGCCGCAGCCUCUCCCAGGUUGCUGCAAGGGGUCCCCACCCCAACCUCGCUGCCCAGCCCUCCCCCGUCAGCCCUGCACAGGGCCCGGGCACUGGCCAUCAGCCCCCAGGGCCACAUCACAGCCCACCUCGGACCCCGACAGAAGCUCCCUCACCCCCUGCACUGUCUGCACCCUAGGGCUCCGGGCCGAUACUGGCUGCCCGGCACGAGGGGGUUAACAGAGCCAGGGCCAGCUGGGUUGGGUCAGCCAGGUGACAGGCGCGGGCUGCCCCGCAGUGGGGAAAUCCAGAGGGCAGGGGUGGCCGGCGCAGCAGACGUACCCUCCCUUGCUGCCUGCCUGCGGCCUGCUCUGCACGCGGGAUGGCCCUGAGGAAAGGUGAGGCCCCCAAGCGCCCCGCCACCUGCUCUGGGGGUGGCCAGUCCGUGACCCUGAGCCCACUGGGGGGGAGGCUAGGGGUGACCCCCAGGAAGUCCCCCCCAGGGACUGGGGAGCCCACAGUCGGAAAUGCAUCUGCUGGGGUUGGCAGGGAGAUGCAGCUGUGCCUGGCAUCAGAGGGUCUGUGUCCUGUCCUUCACCCUAAGGGCACUGGCGGCAGCGCAGGGGAGGAGGACCAGGCACAGGCCGGAGCCUUCAGCCCCCAGAACAGCGGGCACAGCAACAGGAGGUGCCCCUCACAGCCUGCGUCGUGGGCCCAGCCCAGGCAGGAGAUGUUGGCUCACACCCCCCGUCUCUGUGGGGUGACCCCUUGCGGCUUCGGCCACCCCCAACCCAUCACGGCAGAAGGGCGGUCAGGGGGACCCCACCUCGCUGUCCCUGCCACCAUCCCAGCGAUUCCACACACUCUGAGGAUGGGGGGGGCUGUACAGGGGAGGUUUUGGGUCAUCACUGCUUGGGACGCUGCUGGCCGGGUCUGUGAGGCCUGUGGACCCUUGUCCUGAAAGGCAAUGUGAGCCUCGGUGACUGACGGUCCGGGGUUCCUACCUGUCCCCCAACAGUGGUGCCCCGGUCCCCCCACAGCACCCAAGACCUGGAUGCAGGCAGGUGAGACCCCGCUAAGGGGACCUAACUGGGGCAGGAGGUGCCCAGCUCACUUCCAGCCUCUUAGGGCAGUGAGCGAGUGCCCACCCAGACCUACUCCAGAAUGUUCGGAAAAUGGCCGGACCUUGGCCAAUGGCUCAGUUCCCUCCCCUUGCUCUAGGCCAACGUGGCAGCCUGGCCUGGCUCAAGUACCUGCCUUGGGGGUGCGGCUGCCACAUGCCAGACAGCCCGAGACCCAGCCUGGCCGAGCCCACGUGGCCUGCGCAGAGCUAGAGAGCCAAGCCCUCAGCGUCUAGGCAGCAGGGCGGGGCGGCCACUCCUCUGCCCCAUGGGGUGGGGAGCGCAGCGUCAGCUUUUGGGCCGGAGGACCUGUGGGGCUCACCGGCUUCUUCGCAUCUCAGCGGAUGACCUCGAGCCUCAGUUCACACCUGAGCACCGCUUCUGGCUGUGCUGGUAUCAGGCUCACUCGGGCAGAGCCCUCCUCGGGCCGUCUCCCCAAGCCUCUCCCCCCGCAGGAGGCCUGGCCUUGGCGCUGCUGCUGCUGUCCUGGGUGGCACUUGGCCCCCGCAGCCUGGAGGGAGCAGAGCCCGGAACGCUGGGGGAAGCCGAGGGCCCAGCGUGCCCGGCCACCUGUGCCUGCAGCUACGAUGAGGAGGCGGAUGAGCUCACCGUCUUCUGCAGCUCCAGGAACCUCACGCGCCUGCCUGACGGGAUCCCGGGCGGCACCCAAGCCCUGUGGUUGGACAGCAACAACCUCUCGUCCAUCCCCCCGGCGGCUUUCCGGAACCUCUCCAGCCUGGCCUUCCUCAACUUGCAGGGCGGCCAGCUGGGCAGCCUGGAGCCGCAGGCACUGCUGGGCCUGGAGAACCUGUGCCACCUGCACUUGGAGCGGAACCAGCUGCGCAGCCUGGCGGUCGGCACCUUUGCGCACACACCCGCGCUGGCCUCGCUGGGCCUCAGCAACAACCGCCUGAGCAGGCUGGAGGACGGGCUCUUUGAAGGCCUCGGUAACCUCUGGGACCUCAACCUUGGCUGGAAUAGCCUGGCCGUGCUUCCCGAUGCGGUGUUCCGUGGUCUGGGCGGCCUGCGCGAGCUGGUGCUGGCGGGCAACAGGCUGGCCUACCUGCAGCCCGCACUCUUCAGCGGCCUGGCCGAGCUCCGGGAGCUGGACUUGAGCAGGAACGCGCUGCGGGCCAUCAAGGCCAACGUGUUCGCGCAGCUGCCCCGGCUCCAGAAGCUCUACCUGGACCGCAACCUCAUCGCUGCUGUGGCCCCGGGCGCCUUUCUGGGCCUGAAGGCGCUGCGAUGGCUGGACCUGUCCCACAACCGCGUGGCUGGCCUCCUGGAGGACACGUUCCCCGGCCUGCUGGGCCUGCGCGUGCUGCGGCUGUCCCACAACGCCAUCGCCAGCCUGCGGCCCCGCACCUUCGAGGACCUGCACUUUCUGGAGGAGCUGCAGCUGGGCCACAACCGCAUCCGGCAGCUCGCCGAGCGCAGCUUUGAGGGCCUGGGGCAACUUGAGGUGCUCACGCUGGAUCACAACCAGCUCCAGGAGGUCAAGGUGGGCGCCUUCCUCGGCCUCACCAACGUGGCGGUCAUGAACCUCUCUGGGAACUGUCUCCGGAACCUUCCGGAGCAGGUGUUCCGGGGCCUGGGCAAGCUGCACAGCCUGCACCUGGAGGGCAGCUGCCUGGGCCGCAUCCGCCCACACACCUUUGCCGGCCUCUCGGGGCUCCGCCGGCUCUUCCUCAAGGACAACGGCCUCGUGGGCAUUGAGGAGCAGAGCCUGUGGGGGCUGGCGGAGCUGCUGGAGCUCGACCUGACCUCCAACCAGCUCACGCACCUGCCCCACCAGCUCUUCCAGGGCCUGGGCAAGCUGGAGUACCUGCUGCUCUCCCACAACCGCCUGGCGGAGCUGCCGGCGGAUGCCCUGGGCCCCCUGCAGCGGGCCUUCUGGCUGGACGUCUCGCACAACCGCCUGGAGGCGUGGCCUGGCAGCCUCUUGGCACCGCUGGGGCGGCUGCGUUACCUCAACCUCAGAAACAACUCACUGCGGACCUUCACGCCGCAGCCCCCCGGCCUGGAGCGCCUGUGGCUGGAGGGCAAUCCCUGGGACUGCAGCUGCCCCCUCAAGGCGCUGCGGGACUUUGCCCUGCAGAACCCCAGUGCCGUGCCCCGCUUCGUCCAGGCCAUCUGUGAGGGGGACGACUGCCAACCCCCCGUGUACACCUACAACAACAUCACCUGCGCCAGCCCGCCGGAGGUCGCGGGGCUCGACCUGCGGGACCUCAGCGAGGCCCACUUCGCUCCCUGCUGACCAGGGCCCCGGACUCGGGCCCCUGCCUGGCUCACCCUGUGCUGGGGACAGGUCCUCAGUGUCCUCAGGGGCCUGGCAAGCACGCGGCCCCGCGCCGUGCACUUGCUGAAAGACACUAGGGCCUGACUGGGGUGGAAGGCAGGGCGGCCCCCAGCUGUCAUCAAUUAAAGGCAAAGGCAAUUGAAUCUUAA